AGACUGUGUACUGUACAAGACCUUUAAUAGCUAAUACCACGCUGUAUUUCUGGCAGUCAUACAAGUACUCCCAUAUAUCGUGGUCGUCGUGUAGAGAUCUAUUGUACAGAUAAUCUCUAUCAUUGAUCUGUCGCCAAAAGCUGUGUUGAGCAAUUCAAAACAAUCAAAUGCCCUGUAGUAACGGAAGCUGCAUGUGCAAGAACAACAAGACAGUUUAGUUUAGACUUGAUAGUCUAAAAAAUCAAUUUAUAGCUUAUGCUUAUAGCUAGCUUAUGCUCAGUGCUGCAACAAGUUAUUGUCCCAGAGCAAACUAAUUAUCAUGGAGAGAUUUCUAUGCAUUCUUGUUGCUCUGUGUGCCCUGUGCACUGUCAGCUACUCAAUGCAAGAUGACACUCUAUUGGAUGAUGAAGAUACUGAACAACAGAGAGGGAUGUUUACUCUGGAGUUAGACUCAGAGCUCGGCUGUAUUGACUGGCAAUCCUACCACCAAGACGUUCCAGUCAAGAGCAGUAUCUUAGAGGGCCUAAUAGCAGCCGUUAAUAACAGCUGUCGAUGUGACUUCACAAGACAUCACAUUGUACACGAUGCUAUCAACUGUGACCAACAUGCUCGCAACGUGUUCCUUUUGAACGGUGAAAUAAGUUUUAUGGCAAAUUCAGAGACAUCGCAUAUGCCUGACCUACUGAGAGGAGUGGAGGAGUGGGCGGGCUCUAGACCUGUGUUUCCAUUCGUAUUUAGUCCUGGUGAAGUGGUGAUGCCCACAACAAUCACCCUGACAAUGACAAAGGCAACCACAGGACUAAUCAACAGUGGUGACGGAGCCAGUGGGAGUGGAAGUGGGAGUGGGUACGCUGAUAUAGACGCCAUGGUUACGGUUACCCAGGCAACCACAUCAGAAGCACCUACUACUACCACUACCACUACAAUGAUUACUACCAUGGAAACAACUAGCGAUGAUGUUACCUCCAAACAAGUGAACGCAACUGAUCAAAUUCUACUACCAAUUGCAAUCAACUCUUGUUAUCCCGUUACUGUUUCCUUGGUUACCGUGAUACUACUUAUUGUAUGCUCAGCUUUUUUCACUUUUUGAUUUUGUACAAUUAUAAACACGAGUAAGAACAGAGACACUUUUUUUUGAAAGCAUUAAUUUUACAUAAUAUCACAUUUUGUUUACUCUCAUCCAUUCAUUUCACUCUCACCAUUUUACAUUGCAAUUAGUCAAAUGAAACAA
Molecule: messenger RNA, 1231 nt
Organism: Halichondria panicea
Lineage: Eukaryota; Metazoa; Porifera; Demospongiae; Suberitida; Halichondriidae
Exons: 5
Coding region: 320-1090 (256 amino acids)
Source: RefSeq, a predicted model, not a curated record